AUGGGGUCCUCCCUGCGUCUCUGCGACGGGGGCGACCUGGCAUCCUCGCUCCGGGCUGGUGACAUACAAGACAGAAAGGGUGGCCCAUUACAGACUUCCUUAGUCUUUUCCAAAGAUUUCGGUUUGCUUGUGUUUGUUCGGAAAUCACUUAGCAUUGAUGAAUUUCGUGAUUGUCGAGAAGAAAUCCUAAAAUUUUUAUGUAUUUUCUUAGAAAAAAUUGGCCAGAAGAUCACACCUUAUUCUCUUGAUAUUAAGAAUACUUGUACCAGUGUUUAUACAAAAGAUAAAGCUGCUAAAUGUAAGAUUCCAGCCCUUGAACUUCUUAUUAAGUUACUUCAUACUUUGAGAAGUUCUAGACUCAUGGAUGAAUUUAGAGUUGGGGAAUUAUUUAGCAAAUUCUAUGGAGAACUUGCAUUGAAAACAAAAAUACCAGAUACAGUUUUAGAAAAAAUAUAUGAGCUCUUAGGAGUAUUAGGGGAAGUUCAUCCUAGUGAGAUGAUAAAUAAUUCAGAAAAACUGUUCCGGGCUUUUCUGGGUGAGCUUAAGACCCAGAUGACAUCAACAGUAAGAGAGCCCAAACUACCUGUUGUAGCAGGAUGUUUGAAGGGAUUGUCAUCACUUAUGUGCAACUUCACUAAAUCCAUGGAAGAAGAUCCCCAGACUUCAAGGGAGAUUUUUGAUUUUGCAUUAAAGGCAAUUCAUCCUCAGAUUGAUCUGAAGAGAUAUGCAGUGCCCUUAGCUGGCUUAUACUUAUUUACCCUGCACGCAUCUCAAUUUAGCACCUGCCUUCUGGACAACUACGUUUCUUUAUUUGAAGUCAUGUCAAAAUGGUGCAGCCACACAAACAUAGAAUUGAAAAAAGCUGCACAUUCAGCUCUGGACUCUUUUCUGAAACAGGUUUCUUUUCUGGUGGCAAAAGAUGCAGAAAUGCAUAAAAGUAAGCUGCAGUACUUUAUGGAACAAUUCUAUGGAAUCAUCAGGAACAUGGAUUCAAACAGCAAGGAUUUAUCCAUUGCGAUUCGUGGAUAUGGACUUUUUGCAGGACCUUGCAAGGUCAUAAAUGCAAAAGAUGUUGACUUCAUGUAUGUAGAGCUCAUUCAACGCUGCAAACAGCUGUUCCUCACCCAGAUGGACACUAUUGAUGACCACAUUUACCAGAUGCCAAGCUUCCUCCAGUCUAUUGCAAGUGUCUUGCUUUACCUGGAUACAGUCCCUGAGGUGUAUACUUCAGUUCUGGAACAUCUCAUGGUGAUACAGAUAGACAGUUUCCCACAGUAUAGUCCAAAAAUGCAGUUGGUAUGUUGUAAAGCCAUAGUGAAAGUUUUCCUAGCCUUAGCAGAAAAAGGACCAGUUCUCUGGAAUUGCAUUAAUACUGUGGUGCAUCAGAGUUUAAUCAGAAUAUGUUCUAAAGCAGUGAUCCUUCAAAAGGGUGCUGAGUCUGAAUUGGAAGACCAUCGUGCAUCAGGGGAAGUUAGAACUGGCAAAUGGAAAGUACCCACAUACAAAGACUAUUUGGAUCUUUUUAGAAAUCUUCUGAGCUGUGACCAGAUAAUGGAUUCUGUUUUAGCAGAUGAAGCAUUUUUCUUUGUGAAUUCCUCCCUUCAAAGACUGAAUCGCUUGCUAUAUGAUGAAUUUGUAAAGUCUGUUUUGAAGAUUGUUGACAAAUUGGAUCUUACACUAAAAAAACAGAAUGUUGGAGAACAAGAGGAUGAAAAUGAACCCACUGGUGUUUGGGUGAUCCCGACUUCAGAUCCAGCUGCUAAUUUGUAUCCUGCUAAACCUAAAGAUUUUUCAGCUUUCAUUAACCUGGUGGAAUUUUGCAGAGAGAUUCUUCCUGAGAAACAUGUAGAAUUUUUUGAGCCCUGGUUAUACUCAUUUGCAUAUGAAUUAAUAUGUCAGUGUAUACGGUUGCCACUCAUUAGUGGUUUCUACAAAUUGCUUUCUAUUGCUGUGAGUAAUGCCAAGAAAAUAAAAUAUUUUGAGGGAGUUGGUCCUAAGAGUCAGAAACAGUCACCUGAGAACCCAGAAAAGUAUUCUUGCUUCGCUUUAUUUGCAAAAUUUGGUAAAGAGGUAUCAGUUAAAAUGAAGCAAUACAAAGAUGAACUUUUGGCCUCCUGUUUGACCUUUAUUCUAUCCCUGCCACAUGACAUCAUUGAACUUGAUGUUAGAGCCUACGUUCCCGCAUUACAGAUGGCUUUUAAACUGGGCCUGAGCUAUCCCCCACUGGCAGAAGCAGGCCUGCGUGCCCUAGAAGAGUGGUCGGCUCACAUCAGUAAACAAGUAAUCCAGCCCUAUUACAAGGACAUUCUCCCUAGUCUUGAUGGGUAUUUGAAAACUUCAGCCUUAUCAGGUGAGAACAAGAAUAACUGGGAAGUGUCAGCACUUUCUCGGGCUGCCCAGAAAGGAUUUAAUAAAGUUGUGUUGAAGCAUCUGAAAAACACAAAGAACAUCUUAUCAAAUGAAGCACUGUCCUUAGAAGAAAUAAGGAUUAGAGUAGUACAGAUGCUUGGCACUCUAGGAGGGCAAGUAAGCAAAAAUCUUAUAACAGCUGCAUCCUCAGAUGAAAUGAUGAAGAAAUAUGUAGCAUGGGAUAGAGAAAAAAGACUCAGUUUUUCAGUACCAUUUAUGGAUAUGAAGCCUGUCAUUUACCUGGAUAUAUUUCUGCCUCGGGUUACGGAACUAGCUCUUUCAGCCAGUGACAGACAAACUAAAGUUGCAGCUUGUGAACUUUUACAUAGCAUGGUUAUGUUUAUGUUGGGCAAAGCCACUCAAAUACCUGAAGGUGGUCAGGGUUCCCCACCUAUGUACCAACUCUAUAAGCGAACUUUUCCUGUGCUACUUCGACUUGCAUGUGAUGUAGAUCAGGUGACAAGGCAACUGUUUGAGCCACUGGUUAUGCAGCUGAUUCACUGGUUCACUAACAAUAAGAAAUUUGAAAGCCAGGAUACUGUUGCCUUACUAGAAACGAUAUUG
Molecule: messenger RNA, 2973 nt
Organism: Myotis brandtii (Brandt's bat)
Lineage: Eukaryota; Metazoa; Chordata; Mammalia; Chiroptera; Vespertilionidae
Product: DNA-dependent protein kinase catalytic subunit-like
Exons: 26
Biological process (GO): telomere maintenance; intrinsic apoptotic signaling pathway in response to DNA damage; double-strand break repair
Cellular component (GO): nucleus
Molecular function (GO): protein serine/threonine kinase activity
Source: RefSeq, a predicted model, not a curated record